Protopolystoma xenopodis is the source of this 696-nucleotide messenger RNA. The record is from the annotation of a GenBank genome assembly. Lineage: Eukaryota; Metazoa; Platyhelminthes; Monogenea; Polystomatidea; Polystomatidae.
ACCGAGAUCCUUCUUUAUUGCCCACUGAGUCUGCGUCAACAGCAGCUAUACGCCCGUCUGCGAGAUAAGAUCUGUCUCGAGGAAUUGACAAUUGCAGUAAAUAGCAACAGUAUUAACUACCAUGUUCCCAAUUCCGCUGGAGCUGCUUCCUUCUGCAUCGAAAGAUCUGCUGGUAAUCCUAAUACUAUAAUUACAGGCGCCGGGCUGGCUCCUGGUAUAAAUAAUGGUAUCGGAGCCUGCUCCGCUACAAUCAGCUCUGGUGCGACAGACACGGACGCCUCAACUUCUUGCUCCUUUCUUACAACUCCUGGAUCAACUAGCCUUACCACUGGGGAGGCCACUAGUCAAGCCUCUGGUGCUCUUAGUUCAAAUGUCAACUCCAAUCCCAGCACAACAGCUCGUCUCAUCAAUUUGGUAAUGCAGUUGCGCAAAGUAUGUAACCAUCCUGACCUACUCGACAGACGCGACGUGCGACACACCUGCGUGACUGGUCGUUUGGCGCCCUUUGGGGCCUAUAUUUCUUCGUCUCCACCGGUACCGUCGUGGAUAGUAGAGCCUUCUUUCCCAUCCAUCUUCGAUACAACUUCGCGGCUUCUUAGAAAAAGCCGAUCGUCAAGCCGGCGAAAGACACAACUUCCUUUAGCCUGGAGGCUGCCUAGGCUGUUCUAUGAUGAUGGUAUUGUUUAUUUUUACUAA